AUCAUCAUACCAAAUCUCUAUACGCAAUUACCGAAUGGUAGGAUAUUCUAGAACCAAACUUUGUUCUCCUCCGGUAUCGAAUAUGGUUAGGCAGUUUUUGAUAUCACAACCUGCUCUAACUUAGCCAAACCCACCAGACCCUUAGUCUCAAGCUAUUGAAUUUUCAUUUGGACCAACGUGAUCAUCAUAAUAUAAAAGAAAAGACUCCCCAAGAACCAAAACCAAAAUCACACACAAAGUUCCUUCAACACAAAAAUCAUCGAUUCAGAAAAAAGACAACUAAAAAUCAAUAAACAUGAACGAUCCAACUCUUCAUAAUAAUAGAUUCAUCAAUCCCGACCCGAAACUCAUUGAUGAUAUAUGCGAGGACUGCCAUUUCAUGUUGCGGACCCGGAAAGGUAUAUUUCGGCUCAUUACAAGUGGAUAUAUGCAUAGACGGCUUCGAUGGACCCACGAAGAUAUGUCAUUACCAGAAGGCGAUAAGCCGGUACCUCCUCCUACCACUUCUCCAAACCAGUCUGAUCAUACACUCCUUGGCUGGGGAUGCGUAAUUUGCGGACUGAUUCUCUCUUCUCCGAAAGCCAGCCAAAAAGGCUCCGAAAUCACACAUCCCUCUGUCUAUCACAAAUACAACCCGAGGGUUCCUGCUUUCCGUAGCAUCAGCUUUCGCCCCAUCAUUGCCAAUCAAGCUGACGAAGAGGUGGAAAAUCCAUUUAAGGAUCAAGCGCUUUCGAGGACUAGUCGACACCCAACAAUCCUAAAUAUGACGGAGGUGGUAGAAUAUUUUCAUGAGAAUCAUAUUCAUAUCAAGGGUGUCAUUGUCAUGAGGGGAGCUGAGGAAAUCGUCAGAGUGCCAUGGCAUCUUCCGAUGUGGUCUAUUUUUAUCCGUAGGGACUUACGCUUCAGAGUCAAGGGAGUUUUUCAAAAUGGUUAGCCAAGUGUCAAAUAAAAACUUCCUCGACCGCAUUGACGACUCAAAUACCUACUCGAUAAGCAAAGUAUUGAAUUUUCUGGAUUAUAUUACGGGAUCCGCGGACGAAGAAUUUUAUAUGGCUGGAGAUAGUUUUGAUUUAUUGAAAGGUGGUUCUCUGUAUCUAAAAUAGUUGUCAGAAUUUUGGAUGCAAUCUCCAUCGGAAAUAUGUAACUGAAGAUAGAAAUGCCAAU
Molecule: messenger RNA, 1164 nt
Organism: Sclerotinia trifoliorum
Lineage: Eukaryota; Fungi; Ascomycota; Leotiomycetes; Helotiales; Sclerotiniaceae
Source: the annotation of a GenBank genome assembly